This is a messenger RNA of Aspergillus terreus NIH2624, 564 nucleotides long. RefSeq names its product zinc finger MYND domain-containing protein. NCBI's taxonomy places the organism in Eukaryota, Fungi, Ascomycota, Eurotiomycetes, Eurotiales, Aspergillaceae. The coding region runs from base 1 to 564 and encodes 187 amino acids. The record is from RefSeq and is a predicted model, not a curated record. The transcript has 2 exons.
AUGCUAGCCCCCACCGAGAUGCGCGAGUUCUACAAGACCGCCGAGUACGCCCAGGAGCUCGAGAACGAGAUCGUGCCGUACGUGCGCCAGAAACUCGACACCAACGACCUCGGACACGCCAUCUUCGCCGCCAGCGUCGCCAGAGAAUCUGAGCCCACUGAGCGUGCUGAUGGAAAGUAUCGCACUAUCAUCGUGGGUGCCUUGAUGAUGCGCGUGGGCGCCAGGAUCAAACCGGAGCAGCUGCAGCAUCUGCGUGACUUGGUGCCUCAGAUCCACUGUAACGACAGAUUCACUCUGCCGCUGUUUGAUGAGGGGUUCCGUGGGCCGGGUCGUGUGCAGUUUCUUGCCGCGCUGGACCAUUAUCAGGCUGGCGUGCCGCGGAGCUUUCAGGAGCCGAGUUGCUUCCAUUGUGGUCAGAUCAAGUCGGAUAUUGGACAUGCUCUUCGUAUGUGUGGAAGAUGCAAGCGUGUCUGGUACUGUGAUAAGGACUGUCAGAGCGCCCAUUGGAAGCACCAUAAGCAUAGCUGUGUCCCCCCUGAGCGCCGUUUCGGUCUUAAUGUCUAG